AAUAAAGUCCAGUGUUGUCUGCCUCGCACGUCCAAACUAUCGGCCGGACCUGUUCGUGUCUCUGGGUGUUUUGGACCUUCGUGUUGCGGUUCUGGUGGAGCAGAGAGACGACGCCCGACUGCUUCAUGAGCCAGGAGGCGCCGCCAUUACCAGCCGACGCUAGCUAGCUGUUAGCAUCAUCGAAGGCCUGAAGCUGCACUCAGACUCUGGUGUGAUGCAUUCACUGGCACAGGAAAUCCAAGGCUUCUCCAAAAACCACCUGAAGAAACAAAGCACUCGUGUGACCACAGUGACAGGCAGGAAGCUGCUGGAGACGAGGAGUGAUGAAGGACACGUGGAGCAGGUCCAGGAGCUGGAGGAGGAACCUGGAUGUGGAUUUGUUGAAGAUAAAAGUCUGGAUCUUCAAGUCGGUGCUGUCAGACCCUUCCUGCUGCUGGCUUCUCAGGAUGCAGCCCACGACAUCGACACUCUCCAGAGAUGCAAGGUGUCUCAUGUGCUGAAUGUGGCCUAUGGAGUCAGCAACCUGUUUCCAGAUCAGCUGGUCUACAAAACGCUUCAGAUCCUCGACCUCCCCGACACAGAGAUCACAUCAUAUUUAGAGGAAUGCAGCUCCUUCAUAGAUCAGGCCAGAGAAAAGGACGGUGUGGUGUUGGUCCACUGUAACGCUGGUGUGUCACGCUCAUCCUCCGUUGUGAUUGGAUACCUGAUGUUGAGGGAGGGGCUUACAUUUGAUGAUGCGUACAGUCAGGUGAAGCAGGCAAGACCAUCGAUUCGACCAAACCCCGGCUUCUAUGAGCAGUUACAGCAUUACAAACCUUAGAAAGACUGAAGAUUUCAUUUAAAAUGAAAAGAAAACCCUGAAGGACUUCAAGAGACCCAGACCUUGAGAAGAUUCUGGUUUGUUUUGUGAUAAAAUAAAAAUAUUAAAUAUCUUGCAA
Austrofundulus limnaeus is the source of this 938-nucleotide messenger RNA. RefSeq names its product dual specificity protein phosphatase 19. NCBI's taxonomy places the organism in Eukaryota, Metazoa, Chordata, Actinopteri, Cyprinodontiformes, Rivulidae. Bases 215 to 820 code for a protein of 201 amino acids. Gene Ontology annotation, cellular component: cytoplasm. The record is from RefSeq and is a predicted model, not a curated record. The transcript is spliced from 5 exons. Gene Ontology annotation, biological process: regulation of MAP kinase activity; protein dephosphorylation. Gene Ontology annotation, molecular function: JUN kinase phosphatase activity.